UUUUUCCUAACCUUCGGUAUCACAACAUUGUCCAUUCUCUCAAGAUUCUACUAUUGAUGGGGUAUAUAAGAGGUCCUAGGGAUAGGUCUAAGUCAGAUACUUCUGAGUUGACAACAGCAACUUUAACAAAAUGUUCAAGCUUUUGGUUUUCUUAGCCUUGGUGGCAUAUGCUUCUGCAGGACUCGUCGCCCCAUACGGCUAUGGUCAUGCUUAUGGUCACGCAUACGCUCCUACUGUGAGUUAUGCACCUACUGUGAGUUACCAUGCUCCAGCCACCAGCUAUGCUAAUACUUACAAGGUUGCCUAUGCUCCUAAAGUAAUUGCAGCGCCAUUAAUUGCACCAGCAGUCACUAAAAUUCAUUACGCUACUCCAGUUGCUGCUUAUGUUGCACCUCACUACUCAGGAUUCAGCGGACAUGGAUACGGACAUAAUGUCUACGGUUUAGGACAUGGAUAUGGACAUGGAUACGGAUAUGGGCAUGGAUACGGAUAUGGUGGUUACGGUUUGGGACAUGGGUACGGUUUGGGACAUGGUUACGGAUACGGACAUGGAUACUAGAACUAAACUCACAAAAAUUAAACCAAACUAAGUGAUGCCUAAGUACCUUAAGGACGGAUGUAAAUACAAUUAAAUUAGCUAUGGAUGUAUUAUAUACAAAAUAAUACUUUUUUGAGUUAAUAAAAUUUUUGCAAUUCUUUAAA
Microplitis mediator is the source of this 702-nucleotide messenger RNA. Its product is annotated as glycine-rich protein. The transcript has 3 exons. NCBI's taxonomy places the organism in Eukaryota, Metazoa, Arthropoda, Insecta, Hymenoptera, Braconidae. The coding region runs from base 131 to 559 and encodes 142 amino acids. The record is from RefSeq and is a predicted model, not a curated record.